Molecule: messenger RNA, 1608 nt
Organism: Zymoseptoria tritici IPO323
Lineage: Eukaryota; Fungi; Ascomycota; Dothideomycetes; Mycosphaerellales; Mycosphaerellaceae
Exons: 2
Coding region: 220-1608 (462 amino acids)
Molecular function (GO): protein binding
Source: RefSeq, a predicted model, not a curated record
GCAAAAGACAAGUCUACGCACUAUCGCAACCUCGAAUUCAAGCUUCGCGGCUCUCAUACAACGAUCAACAACCGUCCAGUCCCAACCUACACACUCUCGAGUCCUCAUCAGCUUUGCGACACUGGUCCUCCCCUCCACGACCCUGACGACCAGCCAGACCAGAGCAUUCGCAUAACACUCCCCUCAACGGUGCAUGGCGGCCAGGUGGUAGCAACAACGAUGAGCGUCCUCUUGACAUCACGGCAGGCUGAAGAGCUCCAUAAGUCUCUCAUCGCGUACCUCCUCUCCACAGGCCACGCCGACAGCGCGCAAGUCCUGCGCGAUAACUUGAACCUCCCCGAAAGCGACUUCGAUGCAGCGACCGCAAAGAAAUAUGAAGGUCUCCUGGAGAAGAAGUGGACGAGUGUGGUGCGAUUACAGAAGAAGAUAAUGGAUCUCGAGGCCCGGUCGCAACAACUACAACAAGAGCUGGACAGCGCUACACCAUCUUCACUCGCCGCACGGAAGAAUCACGAUCCGCAGACAUGGCUACCGAGAGCGCCUGCACGGCACACCCUCAUGUCACAUCGACAACCCAUCACAUGCGUCGCAUUCCACCCCUUGUUCUCCAGCUUGGCCUCAGGGAGUGAAGACUGCACCAUCAAGAUCUGGGAUUACGAGCUGGGAGAGCUGGAGCGGACACUCAAAUCACACACAAAAGCAGUGCUAGACGUCGACUUUGGCGGUCCUCGAGGCAAUACCCUCCUCGCAAGCUGCAGUUCGGACCUCACAAUCAAGCUCUGGGAUCCCGCAGAAGAGUACAAAAACAUCCGAACACUUCCCGGGCACGACCACAGUGUGAGCUCCGUCCGCUUCAUUCCCUCUGGAGCAGCUGGCGCACCACUCUCCGGCAAUCUUCUUGCCUCUGCCAGCCGCGAUAAAACCAUUCGCAUCUGGGACGUCACAACAGGCUACUGCCUCCGCACUCUCCGCGGCCACAACGACUGGGUGCGCUCUUUAUCUCCAACCUUCGACGGCCGCUGGCUGCUCUCCACCUCAUCCGAUCAGACAAGCCGCAUGUGGGACCUCUCGCAACCUGAUUCCAAUGCGCAAAAGCAGACUUUCAUGGGUCACGAGCAUGUUGUUGAGUGCUGCGCUUUCGCUCCUCCUGCUGCAUACGUACAUCUUGCAUCUCUCGCGGGAGUGAAGAAGCCUCCCGCAUCGACUAGCAGCGCCGAGUAUCUCGCAACAGGAGGCCGCGAUAAGCUGAUCAAACUCCACACCGCGAACGGCGUUUGCAUCAAGACUCUCACCGGCCACGAUAAUUGGAUUCGAAGUCUGGUGUUUCAUCCAGGUGGGAAGUACCUUCUAUCCUGCAGCGACGAUAAGACGAUUCGAUGCUGGGAUCUCGCACAAGAGGGCAAGUGCGUGCGGGUCGUGGAGGCGGCGGAUCAUUUCGUGAGCUGUCUGCGGUGGGCGCCGAGUCUGUAUAAGGAGGCCGGCGCUGCAGGGGACACGAAUGGAGGACUGACGAAUGGGAGUGGCAAAGAGGAGGCGCAAAAGGAGCAGAUCAGGUGUCUGAUUGCGUGCGGGAGUGUGGAUCUGAAUGUGAGGGUGUUUAGUGCGUGA